AUGAAUAAAUUAUUAGUACAACAAUUGGCUUUAAAAAAUAAAUUAAAAAAACAAGAAGAUAUGGAGAAUAAUAAUAAGAAAUUGUCUCCUUCAAUAAUUCCAACAACAAAUAAAAAUUCUGAAAUAACAAAAAUAUUAUCAGAAUUAAUUAAUGUUGAAAAUAAAAAAUUUUAUAUCAGAAAUUCCCGUUAUGGAAUAUCUGUUGAAUUUAUGUUUAAAAGAAAAUUGGAUGAUUUUUUGGAUAAAUCUAAUAUUAAUUUAUUAAAUUUAUAUAAAAAAUUUGAGCCUAACCCUGCUCCAGUAAAUUCAAUUGAACUCGAAGAUUUAAUGGAAGGAAGAAAUUUAAAUAAACAUGUGCCCAGUUAUUUUUUUAUGGAUUUAUAUUUGGCAAUUGAAUUAUUACGUUCUAUGCCUUUUUAUGAAGAAUUAAGUAUUUCUGAUAAGAAAUAUUUACUUUUAAAUGUUUCAAUGAUGAUUCGAACACUCGAUUCAAAUUAUUAUUCAAGUUUACUACAAAAUACACAUACAUUAACAUUACCAAAUAAUUCAACACCUAUUUUAAUGUUAAAUAAUAAAAUUAAUAAAAUUAAAAUGAGAGAUGAAAAUAAUUCUUUGAUUUUUUUAAAUACGUUUGUAAUUUUCUAUCAAAAUAUUUUUUAA
Meloidogyne enterolobii is the source of this 660-nucleotide messenger RNA. The record is from the annotation of a GenBank genome assembly. Lineage: Eukaryota; Metazoa; Nematoda; Chromadorea; Rhabditida; Meloidogynidae.